Molecule: messenger RNA, 2809 nt
Organism: Drosophila melanogaster (fruit fly)
Lineage: Eukaryota; Metazoa; Arthropoda; Insecta; Diptera; Drosophilidae
Exons: 1
Coding region: 108-2714 (868 amino acids)
Source: RefSeq, marked reviewed
ACUCUCAACUCUCAGGAAGUCCUCAAAUUUGGCGUAAAAAUAUAAAUAACGACAAAAUUUUAUUAGUAAAUGAAAAUUAAGAGUGGUCCAAUCCGAUCCCAUCGUAAAUGCGCAGGAAGGCGUUGCAGCGGCGUCGCUCUGCUGGCCGAGAAAACGAUCCACCACAGCUCGGAAGGCACGACCGGCAGGACAACCGCUCCCAACGAGCGGAGACGUAUCCCUCGAUCCGAAAAGGAAAGCCACAUUGCGACCCCAACAAGAACGAGGCCACCACACGGUUGGCCAACACCCUCGAGGCCGAUGGCAGUGGGCGACCCUACGACAUGGUCAAAGACGACGUGCUGCUCGCUUGGCAGCAAAGUCCUCACAAGGACACGUUGGGCUUCUAUGGCGUAGGAUCGCCCACCCACCAGCCCGAGUCGGUGGUGUUCAACCAGGUGGUGGCCGCCUGCUUGGUCAAGGUCAACGGCGGCGGCACUCAGCGGAGGAUCCCUAAACAGGAUAAAAAGCCAUCCCCAAGGGAUACGUUAGCGCAAAAGAACCGUACCCCUCAGAUUUGCAAGCCUUUUGUCUUAAACCGCCACGCAUUGCAGUCUGAUCUACAGCAGAUUCCCCACGUUCAACAGCAACUGGAUCCGCGACAGGCUUUCGGGACGCUAUACUGCACUGAUCAUAAUCAAGUUCCUCACGAUUCCACUAGAGUGGCACGCCAGAUGUACACCGGCAUUUCCAGACAUCAAGUUUCUAACAUUGAGCCAGCAAGAAAAAAAGACCCACGUGGUCUGCGCCAUCCCCAGUGGUACUGCCCCCCGGAUGGCUUGGAGCCUCGCCAUGGGUGCACCCAGUACGAGUGGGCCAAGCGCAAGCUGGAUCCUAAUCCCAAUAACAAUGAGUUUCGGCAUUGUCCGCAAGGGAAAGAUGAACACAAGAGUCCGGAACCACUGAACUACGAUCAGCUGUAUAGUAGAAUCAUUAAGUGCUUUGAGCCAAAGCCUUCUCCAGAUCCGCUUUGCGAGCCCUAUGAGAAGUGCUGUAAGCCGAAAAGAUCCCAUGGAAAGGAUAAUCAAGGAGGAGGUGACAGUCAAAUACCCAAAGGACCCAGUAGGCCCACAAAGUCUUCGGGCGAUCCAGGUAAUCCAAUUGGACACGGAAAUCGCGAACCAGGAGAGGAAGAUAAAGUAACUAUAGUGCGAGAUGAUGGAAACGGAGAUAGAGGGGACAAAGAAAAUGACAAGGAUAAAAAUCAAUUCGUUAAUAAAGAUAAGCCAAGAGUUUCAAUUAAGGAAAAUGAUAAUGAUGGUGAUCAAAACAACGAUAAAAAUAAAGACAAGGUCGUAAAUUUUAAUCAAGAAGAAAAUAAAUAUAAAAAUCAGGAUAGAUACAAGAAUAAAGAGGACAAAGAAAAAGAACGAGAAAAGAAAAAAAGGGAAAAGGCGAAAGAAAAGAAAAAAGGCAAGGAUAAAGAAACAGAAAAGAAGAGAGAAAAGGUAAAGAAAAAGAAAGAAAAGAACAAGGAAACGGGAAAAGGAAAGGAAAAAGCAAGGGAAAGAGAUAAAGAAAAUUAUAAAGGAAUUGAAAGACCAAGAGAAAAAGAAGAAGGCGAAAGAAAAGAAAGAGAAAAGGAAGAAGAAGAAAACGAAAUAGAAAAUGAAAAUAACAAGGAAAAAGAACUUGGAAAGGAACAGGAAAUAGAAAAAUUUAAAGAAAGGGAAAGACCACAUGAAAAGGAUAAGCCAAUGGAACGAGAACAAGAAAGGGAAGAAAAGGGAAAGCAAGAAGAAAAAGAAAGGGAAAGAGGAAUUGAAAAAGAAAGAGAAAAAGGAAAGGGGAAAGAAAAAGAAGUUAACAAGGAACAUGAAACUGGAAAACAAAAGGAAGACAAAAACAGAGGAAAGGAUCAAUUUCCAGAAAAGGGCAAAGAAAAAAAGCAACAAAAACACAAAGAAAAAUAUAAAGAUGAAGAUAAAAUCAAAGACAUGGAUUUAGAAUAUGAAAAAUAUGACCGUGAUGAUAUUAAAAUUCCAAACAAUAAAAAGAACAAAAAUAAAUCAAACGAAGAUAGUAAAAUUGAAGAAAAUAAACCGAACAGCAACCUGCCAGAAGUGACCUCGCGAUUCUUCGAUAUCCCCGUGGAUAUGGAGUUCGAUAAAACUAUCAAAAGAGGAACUAGGGUGGAAGAUUACGAAUUUCCAGCCCUAGAAAUUGUCAGGGACGAGCCAGCGGCUCCGACUUGUAAGCUAAAGGAUCCGCCCAAGAAAAAGAAAAUGAAGAGGAUUAAGAAAGUUUGCAAGGAUAAGCCCAAGAAAGUCUGUCCACCUUGUCCACCGGCAGGUUGCCAGUGCGAGAUCUGUCACUUCAUGGAUCGCCCUUUCAACGAACAGGAGGCUCCCUUCAUGCGGGAAAUGAGGCGUGUGGAGCAGAAGCGCCAGCUGCGUGCCUAUUACCGCCAGAUGCGCCAUCAGGAAUACAUCCGGGAUCGAUGCAAGACAGAGUACCGGGCGCCCAGGCACCAAUGCGAUCCGAUCUACUGCUCCAACUUCUUGUGCCAAAAUCCCCGACUCGCCGAGCACUGCGAUUGCCUGGGAGCCGUCCAGGAGCUGCAGAAUCUUCUCUCCGGCUCCAAGGACAACGAGGAUCACAGCAGACUGCUCCUGCGCGUCGAGAAUCUCCGGAAACGCGUUUGCCAGCGAAUGUGCGAUUGCAUUCUGGCGUGAACUGGAUCGGAGGUCUUUGUGUUUGAGAAAGUACCUAUGUGUGUAUGGAAUAUGUUUGGCUCCUUGGAGUAUCUGUUUUAUAUUAAACAAGACAU